GCCUUGAACUACGUACCCCAGCAGACAAACGCGACGCCCACAACAGGACCCCGCCAACCUGCUGCCCAGCAGCAUCACGUCCAGUACGACUGCGCGACGAUUCUUCGCGGCAAUCUUGCCUAUUGCGCGCUGAUUGACGCGGUUUUCAUCAUUUAGGAGCGCGACUUGCUUGGGGUUCUCUAAAUCUCAGCUCCGGCUUCUACGUCUCAACCACAUGCUAUCUGUGACGCGCCACCCAUGACGACCGUCAUUCGCACCCGUCAUCCGUUGCAAGUCAUCAGAAUGAGCAACGAGCAGCCAGCACGAAGGAAAAGCAAGCGUCUUGCAGAAACGGCGGUAUACGACGAGCAAGAUGACGACUUUCACUUCACCCGCGGAUCGAGAUCCAAACGAGUUAAAAACGCAGAAUCCGAGCCAGAAGCCGAACCAGAGCCAGCGCCACCCCCUGCGAAAAAGUCUGGACGAGGAAGACCGUCAAAAGGACGCGCUUCAGCGGCUGCAAAGGCUCAUGAACAGGCGCCAUCGGUAACGACGCCCAAGACCGCGACAUCAUCGAGACCACGAACGCGUCGAACAGCGAGUUUACUGCCGGUAGAGGAGGACGAACCACAACUGAUUGCGCCUAAGCGGACGACGCGUCGAAGCAGUCGCAACCUGACGGAGAAACCGGAGAAGGAAAAGCCGGUCAGAAGACCGGCGACUGUAGCGGAAGAAGAUGAUGAAAUGGCAAUUGUGGCACCGAUGGAAGUGGAAAGACAGAGAACGCCGCGCGUCAUGGAAGAGCCAGUUGAGUCGGCGAAGAUAACACUUCCCAUAAGCGAUACGCCAGUUAUCAACCGCAACAAGGAAAUGCGGAAAAAAGGAGGUGGUAAUCGGCGAAGCAGUACGGGCAUGCGCGGCAGGAGAGCAAGUUCUUUGAUCGAGAGCGGACACAAUGCGAUUCCCCAUCGGGAGGUUGAUUCGGCGGAGUUCUACAAGCAUAUCGAGUCGGAAGGUUUAAUGGAGCCGAGGCGGAUGAAGCAGCUGUUGACCUGGUGCGGCGAACGAGCGCUGCUGGAAAAACCACCGCACGGUCAAGCGGAUUCUAAUACAGUACUGGGUGCUCGUUACAUCCAGGAGCAAUUAUUGAAAGACUUCUCCACGAAGUCAGAAUUUUCAGACUGGUUCAGUCGGGAAGAGGGGCCAAAGAAACCUGUGGUGUACCAGCCAAAUCCACGCAACAUCGAGCACCAACAAAAGAUCGAGCAACUGGAACAGAAAGUCAAGAGGCUAAAAGAAGAAAAGAAGAAGUGGCUGGCGCUGAAGAAAUCGCGCAUGGACAUACCACCACUAUUUCCGGAAACAGACACGGCACAAACAGCAACAGUCGAUGCAUCAGUGCUCGAAUCAAACGAGGCUGAAAUGCUCAGUUGGCUCACCAAUCCGACGUCUUCCUUUGAAAACGUCCGCGGCAAGACGCUCACACGCCUUCAAAACACUCAGUCAACACUGGAGUUUAAGGUGGACCAGCUCGCAGACGGCAUUCACAAGCUCUCGCAACGAGUCGACACGGCAGGCCGAGAAGCGGAUAAGGUACUCUCUCUCAGCGCCGCAAGGCUCAAGGAGCGAGAGACGAGGGAGAAGGCCAACGCGGGCACCAAAGAAAUGCCUGUCAUGGAGGUGCUCCGCAGCCUAGGCAGGAUAUUACCAGAGGGCGGGGAGUAAGGAAUAAUGUAUACACGAGCACCCCCUUCUCUUCAUGAAGAUAAUGACCGGUAUGCGAUUGUGUGGCUUGGAGGGGCUCAGUCUCCCCGUGUUUGCUUUUUCCCCUUUUGUUAGGCUUGAACAGGAAUCAUGAAGCCUUGUGGAACGGAUUGGGCUGGCGAACAAACAUAUAGUUCUUGUUUUCCCCCCUGCUUGAUGCAUAGUAUGGAUUGGGGUUUCGGGAAGGGGUGUUAGGGAAGAUGUGACGGCAGAUUGCAUCUCGAUUGGAGUUUUCAGUUAGCCAAUACCCACGUCGUCUUUUGUCAAGCAGCAUCAUUGCGUGCUUUCGAAUGUUGAGCUCACGACAAGCUUUAUUGCCUGCUCAGCUACUUGACCAGGCCGAACAACUGCAC
Messenger RNA from Colletotrichum destructivum, 2096 nucleotides. Its product is annotated as Putative kinetochore-associated protein Dsn1/Mis13. NCBI's taxonomy places the organism in Eukaryota, Fungi, Ascomycota, Sordariomycetes, Glomerellales, Glomerellaceae. Bases 238 to 1704 code for a protein of 488 amino acids. The transcript has 4 exons. Gene Ontology annotation, cellular component: MIS12/MIND type complex. Gene Ontology annotation, biological process: cell division; mitotic sister chromatid segregation. The record is from RefSeq and is a predicted model, not a curated record.